CCCGCCGCCUCUGGGCCUGCCGAGGGGGUCGCCGCCGCUGAGGAGGAGGAGGAGGAGGGCCGGGGCCGCGCGGCGUCCUCCCCUCAGGCCAGGCCGGGAAGGGAGGCGGCGAGCCUCGGGGCGUCGGCGUCGUCGUCGGCCGCCAUGGCGUCGGCCGAGACGAAGAUCAUCUACCACCUGGACGACCAGGAGACGCCGUACCUGGUGAAGCUGCCCGUCCCGGCCGAGCGGGUCACGCUGGGCGACUUCAAGGCCCUCCUCAACCGGCCCAACUACAAGUUCUACUUCAAGUCGAUGGACGACGACUUCGGGGUUGUGAAAGAAGAAAUCUCGGACGACAACGCCAAGCUUCCCUGUUUCAAUGGCCGGGUGGUGUCUUGGCUGGUGUCCGCUGAGGGGUCGCAUUCAGACGCCGGAUCAGUCUGCGCCGACAAUCAGCCGGAGCUCCCGCCUUCCAUCGAGCGUACUGGGGGCAUCGGGGAUUCAAGGCCUCCGUCUUUUCACCCCAACACUGGGGGUAGUCGGGAAAACCUGGAUAACGAGACAGAGACGGACUCGGUGGUAUCGCUGCAGAGAGAGCGGCCGCGCAGGAAGGAUGGGCCUGAGCACGGUACCAUUUGUCUAAAGGACUGUAGCGAUCUUGUACUAGAUCUGACGGUCCCUGGGGUGGGCGUUUCGGUGCCUUCCCCGCUGACAACGUUGACAUCUCGCUCUCGCCUCCACCUUUGCAGGUUCAGUAGCUCAACGGAGCAGAGCAGCGCCUCUCGCCUGAUGAGACGGCACAAGCGGCGUCGGCGGAAGCAAAAGGCACCCCGGAUCGAGCGGUCCUCGUCCUUCAGCAGCAUCACGGAUUCCACCAUGUCGCUGAACAUCAUUACAGUCACCCUCAACAUGGAGAAAUACAACUUCUUGGGCAUCUCCAUUGUCGGUCAGAGCAACGAACGUGGCGACGGUGGAAUCUACAUUGGCUCCAUCAUGAAGGGAGGCGCGGUGGCAGCUGAUGGAAGAAUCGAACCCGGAGACAUGCUCCUGCAGGUGAACGAUAUCAACUUUGAGAACAUGAGCAACGAUGAUGCUGUGCGUGUGCUAAGGGAGAUUGUGCACAAGCCGGGGCCGAUCACCUUGACAGUGGCCAAGUGCUGGGAUCCCAGUCCCAGGGGUUGCUUCUCGUUACCUCGGAGCGAGCCCAUCCGGCCCAUCGACCCCGCAGCUUGGGUGUCCCACACGGCGGCGAUGACCGGCACCUACCCGGCGUACGGUAUGAGCCCAUCCAUGAGCACAAUCACUUCCACCAGCUCCUCCAUCACCAGCUCCAUCCCCGAAACCGAACGCUCAGACGUGGUCGACUGGCUCUACCAUCACGUGGAAGGCUUCACGGACCGGCGAGAGUCCCGCAAAUACGCCAGCAACCUGCUGAAGGCCGGCUACAUCCGCCACACAGUCAACAAGAUCACCUUCUCGGAGCAGUGCUACUACAUCUUCGGCGACCUCUGCGGCAACAUGGCCAACCUGUCUCUGCACGACCAUGAUGGAUCCAGUGGCGCCUCAGACCAGGACACGUUGGCUCCGUUGCCCCACCCGGGAGCUGCCCCGUGGCCCAUGGCCUUCCCGUACCAGUACCCGCCGCCUCAUCCGUACAACCCCCACCCAGGAUUUCCUGACCCCGGCUACAGCUACGGAGGGGGAAGUGCAGGCAGCCAGCACAGCGAAGGAAGCCGGAGCAGCGGCUCGAACCGCAGCGGCAGUGAGAGAAGGAAGGAGCCGUCUGCCAUGGGGCCCCCCGGAGCCCCCCCUGGCCGAGACCUGGCCUCGGUGCCCCCUGAACUGACAGCCAGUAGACAGUCAUUCCGAAUGGCCAUGGGCAACCCCACCAAGAAUUACGGGGUGUUUGACUUCCUCUGAGCCGGCCGGCCGCCCAUGGUGGGGAGAGCCGCGGUGUGCUCUGGCGGUGGUUUGGCUCCCCCCCCCGCUCCUGACAGAGGAAGACGUGGAGCCCCGCAGGUUGGC
This is a messenger RNA of Gekko japonicus, 2007 nucleotides long. RefSeq names its product dishevelled segment polarity protein 3 (gene DVL3). Lineage: Eukaryota; Metazoa; Chordata; Lepidosauria; Squamata; Gekkonidae. The coding region runs from base 145 to 1902 and encodes 585 amino acids. Gene Ontology annotation, cellular component: cytosol. Gene Ontology annotation, biological process: intracellular signal transduction; canonical Wnt signaling pathway. The record is from RefSeq and is a predicted model, not a curated record. Gene Ontology annotation, molecular function: frizzled binding. The transcript has 16 exons.